This is a messenger RNA of Megalobrama amblycephala (Wuchang bream), 1282 nucleotides long. Its product is annotated as cyclin-dependent kinase inhibitor 1C-like. Bases 821 to 1162 code for a protein of 113 amino acids. The record is from RefSeq and is a predicted model, not a curated record. NCBI's taxonomy places the organism in Eukaryota, Metazoa, Chordata, Actinopteri, Cypriniformes, Xenocyprididae. The transcript is spliced from 4 exons.
GAUCCCUGACAGUAAGUAGUAAUUGUGAGGAAACAUCACAAUUUUCUGUUGUACAUCAUAUAAACCUAUGAUAUAUAAUAUAAUGCUAUGAGCUAUGAAAUGUACGUAAAUAUCAAUAUAAAAUGUAACACAUCAGUAUGAUGUAAGUUUAAUUGCUUAUAUGAUGGUGUCUUAUUUUUCUUAAUUAUAGAUUGGAUCUGUUUUUUCCCCCCUUUCUGCCUCAACUGACCUAGACCAGUCUUUUCAUCUGCAUGGCCCUUUGGUCUGGAACUGUCCCAACUCCAGUCUCAGCACCGACCGCCACCCCAUCUCUUGCCUCAACGCCCCGCCAACCCUCACACAUAUUACAGUGUUUUAAUGACUGCUCCUUUAAAGACGAUAGACUCAAUGAAAAAGUAUAUAAUACUACUAAUUCCAUAUACCAUUCUAGAAGUAGGUAAACUUUGACAGAUGUCAAUUAAUAAUCAUUAAAGAAUCCCAGUCACAUCCAGCCCUAAGGUGUGCCUUAAUCUUUUGUUUUGUUUAUGUGUUGCAUAAAUUCAGUCUAUGUAUGUUUACAAUUAAUAUAUACCAUAAGAGUGGAGACAACCAUGUGAAUCAUUUUCCCAUUUCCCAAUUGUUGAGUAAAGAUAGUAAAACUUGCUAAAUACAGAGUGUUACAUUUUUUUAAACGUCACUAUAUGUUACUUCUGCUGAUUGGCCAGUUGCAUGUCAAUAAUGUAUAUAUAUAGCAUUUAUCACUGCUGUUUUGAUCACACCUGAAACAGAGAAGUCUCUCAUACAUUUGCCAUAAAGAUCUGAGCAGCUCUUCUUGAGAACCAUGAAAUCUUUCCUCCUUGUUGCUUGUGUCUUUGGACUCUGCUGUGCCGUGCUAGCAGAGGAUGAAGACCAUCGAGAGAAGCGCUCAUCAAGCCAUUCCUCUGAGAGACGACCUGGAGGCUUCUUUAACCCAUACCCAUUUCAGCGUCCCUAUCCCUACCCAUACUUUCCCCCUUACUUGCCUCAGCCUCCGAACAACAAUGCCCUUCUCAGCCUCUUGCCAUUCAUCUUAGCACAGCUGGCAUCCACCCCUGCUCCUGCCCCGGCUCCAGCUCCUGCCCCCGCACCUGCUCCGGCACCCGCACCUGCCCCAGCUCCAGCUCCUGCUCCUGGUGGGAGAUAAGCUACCAGUUGAAUUAAAAAAAGAAAUGUGUCUGAUUGACUAUAAAUGCACAUUAUAAUGUCUGAAUUAAUACCCUGGCUCUUGGUAUCUUAAAAAAAUAAAUAAACUUUGCAACAUUGA